GGGACAGGGAGAGCAGGGCUGGGGGGAGGCCCAGAUGGCGAUGGCUAGAGAGAAUGGGUCUUUGGGUGUGUUGAGGCCCCAUCAUGAGGGUGACAGUGGCUCUGUGUAGGUUUAAGGUGUCUCAUUUCCUGGACAGGUGGCAGGUGUGGGUGUGGGUGUGGGGCUUGGGUGGAGUGGAGGCGUUUGGGAGGAAUCGGGGAGGAGCCUGGGGCCUGCUGGGACAUCCCUGGCCCUGGGUGAAAAAGCUGACAGUCCUUAGUCCUGCAGGUGCUGCCCGUCACUCCUUCCUCCCACCAACUCUCUGCCUCAUGGCUCUGGCAAAGGUGCCCGGGAACUGCUUGCUCACCAUUCGUGUCCUACAAGCCCGUGGUCUGCCCUCCAAGGACCUAGUGACCCCCUCGGACUACUAUGUGACUCUGUGGCUGCCCACGGCCUCCAGCCACCUGUUCCAGACACGCAUAGUCAAGAACAGCAGAAACCCCAUCUGGAAUCAGAGCUUUCACUUCCGAAUCCACAGCCAGCUGAAGAACAUUGUGCAACUCAAAGUCUUUGACCAGGACCUUCUGACCAAGGAUGACCCUGUGUUGUCGGUGCUGUUUGACGUGGGGACUUUGCGGGCUGGGGAGUCCCAGCACAAGAGCUUCUCACUGAACCCUCAGGGUGAGGAGCAGCUGGAAGUUGAAUUUCGGCUGCAGAAUCUGACUGACUGUGCUGAGCACCUGGUCAGCAAUGGCAUCCUGGUGGCCCGGGAGCUCUCCCGCUUGCAUGUUCGACUGGAGAAGGCAGGGGACCAGCGGGGGUCGGAAGGCAGAGUUCAGCUUGUGGUCCCCGGGUCCUAUGAGGGUCCGCAGGAGGCCUCCGUGGGCACCGGCUCCUUCCACUUCCACUGGCCGGCCUGCUGGGAGCAGGAGCUGAGUAUCCACCUGCAGGGUGCCCCCCAAGAGCAGCUGAAGGUGCCCCUGAAGGCCCUGCCCUCUGGCCAAGUGGUGAGACUUGUCUUCCCUACGUCCCAGGAGCCCCUGAUGAAGGUGGAGCUGAAAAAAGAAGAAGGACCAAGGGAGCUGGCCGUGCGGCUGGGCUGCGGGCCCUGCGCUGAGGAGCAGGCCUUCCUGAGCAGGAGGAAGCAGGUGGUGGCCAAGGCCCUGAAGCAGGCCCUGCAGCUGGACGGAGACCUGCAGGAGGAUGAGAUCCCAGUGGUAGCUGUUAUGGCCACCGGUGGGGGGAUCCGGGCCAUGACUUCCCUGUAUGGGCAGCUGGCUGGCCUGAAGGAGCUGGGCCUCCUGGACUGCAUCUCCUACAUCACAGGGGCCUCGGGCUCCACCUGGGCUUUGGCCAACCUCUAUGAGGACCCAGAGUGGUCUCAGAAGGACCUGGCAGGGCCCAUCGAGUCACUGAAGACCCAGGUGACCAAGAGCAAGCUGGGCGUGCUGGCCCCCAGGCGGCUACGGCGGUACGGGCAGGAGCUGGCCGCGCGUGCGCGCCUGGGCUACCCGACCUGCUUCACCGACCUGUGGGCCCUCGUCAACGAGGCACUGUUGCAUGACGAGCCUCACGACCACAAACUCUCAGACCAGCGGGAGGCCCUGAGUCACGGCCAGAACCCUCUGCCCAUUUACUGUGCCCUUAACACCAAGGAACAGAACCUGACCACCUUUGAAUUUGGGGAGUGGUGCGAGUUCUCCCCCUACGAGGUCGGCUUUCCCAAGUACGGCGCCUUCAUCCCCGCCGAGCUCUUCGGCUCCGAGUUCUUCAUGGGGCGCCUGACAAAGCGGCUCCCUGAGUCCCGCGUCUGCUUCCUGGAAGGUAUCUGGAGCAACCUGUACGCAGCCAACCUCCAGGACAGCUUGUAUUGGUCCUCCGAGCCCAGCCAGUUCUGGGACCGCUGGGCACAGGCUCAGGCCAGCCUGGACAAGGAGCAGGUCCCCCUUCUGAAGAUAGAAGAGCCUCCCUCAGUGGCCGGCAGGAUAGCUGAGUUUUUCACUGACCUUGUGACACGGCGUCCACUCGCCCAGGCCACCCACAAUUUCCUACGUGGCCUCUCUUUCCACAAGGACUAUUUCCAGCAUCCUCACUUCUCUGCCUGGAAAGCCACCAAACUGGACGGCCUGCCCAACCAGCUGACGCCUGCAGAACCCUACCUUUGCCUGUUGGAUGUUGGCUACCUUGUCAACACCAGCUGUCCACCCCUCCUGCGGCCCACACGGGAUGUGGACCUCAUCCUGUCACUAGAUUACAACCUCCACGGAGCCUUUCAGCAGCUGCAGCUCCUGGGCCGCUUCUGCCAGGAGCAGGGCAUUCCGUUCCCGUCCAUCUCGCCCAGCCCCGAGGAGCAGCGCCAGCCCCGGGAGUGCCACCUCUUCUUGGACCCCGCCUGCCCCGACACCCCUGCCGUGCUGCACUUCCCACUGGUUAAUGCCUCCUUCCGGGAGCACUCAGCCCCCGGGGUCCGGCGGACAGCGGAGGAGGAGGAGGCCGGGGUGGUGAACCUGUCUUCAUCCGACUCCCCCUACCACUACUUGAAGGUGACCUACAGCCAGGAGGACAUGGACAAGCUGCUCCGCCUGACGCAUUACAACAUCUGCAACAGCCAGGAGCAGCUGCUGGAGGCCCUGCGCCAGGCCGUGCAGCGGCGGAGGCAGCGCAGGCAGCGCCGGCCCGAGUGAUGGCGGGAGGAGGCCGUGCCCCGGCCCCGCGGCCCCGGGCUCUUUCUCAGGCUCGCUCCUCGGCUGCCUUGCUGCUCCAGCUGAGUCGGGGUGGAGCCUGCCAUCUCCAAGUUCCAGAGCCUCUGGCAGUGUGGACGGCGCAGUUGUGGGCUCCAGCCCUCUGAGGGGCUCGUCGGGGUGCCCAGCCCCACCCAGGUGUGGCACCGAAGCCACCGGCACCCCUGCCACGGGCACCCUGGGGUAGGCUGAGGGUUUUAAACAGGGGCUGGGGCCUGGCCUCCGUGACGUGGCUGGAGACGAUUCAGAGGUCCUAUGGCAGCGGGGGGAGGGUGGGGCGGCGUGGGCCAGGCUUGUGGAAGCGCACAGAGCCCGGGACCUGUGUGUCCUUUCCCUUCCUUGCUCCCUUGAGUGGCUGUACAGCGUGAAAUAGCACUUUACAUAUUACAGAGGCUCAUGCAAA
Hippopotamus amphibius kiboko is the source of this 3123-nucleotide messenger RNA. It is a transcript of the gene PLA2G4B, whose product is annotated as phospholipase A2 group IVB. Gene Ontology annotation, cellular component: cytosol. The record is from RefSeq and is a predicted model, not a curated record. Gene Ontology annotation, molecular function: calcium-dependent phospholipid binding; calcium ion binding. The transcript has 20 exons. Gene Ontology annotation, biological process: glycerophospholipid catabolic process. The coding region runs from base 84 to 2663 and encodes 859 amino acids. NCBI's taxonomy places the organism in Eukaryota, Metazoa, Chordata, Mammalia, Artiodactyla, Hippopotamidae.